Messenger RNA from Physella acuta, 777 nucleotides. Its product is annotated as ficolin-1-like. The record is from RefSeq and is a predicted model, not a curated record. Lineage: Eukaryota; Metazoa; Mollusca; Gastropoda; Physidae.
UGAUAUCUUUUUGUUGUGGAGCUGAGAAUAACCAUCAUGUUUUUGUACACCUUGAGUUUAACGGUCGUGCUAGUUUUUGCAUGCAACCUUGAAAAACCACCCACUGGCGAAAAUAAUAGUUCAACAAGUGCAGCUUUAAAACCAUCAUGCCAUAAUACAUCCGACACAUGCAGGGAUGUGGUCAGUUCUACACCCAGACCAGUGGUCAUCAUGUCAAGUGGACUUGAGGUGAUGUGUGACACACAGACAGACGGGGGAGGAUGGACGGUGAUACAGAGAAGAUUCAACGGACAAACAGAUUUCUAUCGGGGGUGGGAGGAGUACAAGUAUGGGUUUGGAGAUGUGGAUGUCGGAGAAUUUUGGCUGGGCAACGAGAACAUUCACCGUCUGACGUCACAAAGACGAUACGAGCUGAGGGUCGAUUUUAAAUUUAACAACACGGACUACUUCGCUAAAUAUUCAAGGUUUCGUGUAUAUGGAGAGGUGGAAAGUUAUAGGCUAAAGGUCAGCGGUUAUUCUGGCAACGCUGUGGAUUCUUUGUUGAAAGGACACAACAAUCAGAAGUUUAGCACACUCGACAGGGACAACGAACUUGACAGAAGAAACUGCGCCCAAAAUUUUCACGGCGCCUGGUGGUACUACUUGUGUCACUGGUCAAAUCUGAACGGACUUUGGAGAAGCUCUGAAUUCGGUAAGGGACUCAACUGGUACUCAACAACAGGCCAUUUUGCCUCUGCUACAUUUACUGAAAUAAAAAUGAGGCCGAUUUAAUGUUUC